AUGGAUCCCAAUGCAUGCAAAAAACCAGCGAAAGUGUUCCCCUCGAAGAGUGUAAUCUCUAGACGGCCCUGCUCAGAGCAGCUUUCGCAACUGAGAAAACGCACCCAACCUUCUCUCAAUCCGAGGCCAAUUGAAGAUGUCAUAGAAGAGGCCCAGGAUGUAUUUUCCUUCGGGUUCAACGUUGGCCACCCUCGCUUCUUCUCAUGUGUUCCCUCACCAGCGUCCAAAGUCUCCUGUCUUGGAGAUGCAAUGACAUCUCUAUUCAACCCAUUCGGGGGAAGUUUGGAGGCUGGAACGGGUGUCUGUACUGUGGAACAAUCGUUGAUAGAGUGGAUUGCGCAGCUAUUUGGUCUUCCAGCUUCCGCCGGUGGACACUUUGUCUCCGGGUCAUCAAUGGCAACCCUCACGGCCACAAUUGUAGCACGAGACCAUAUACUUGGGGAGUGCCAGGCAGAGCGUUCUAAGGGAGUUGCAUACAUCUCCGACCAAACUCACUUCUCCGUUCCCAAAGCGUUGCGAAUCAUUGGGAUCCCGCCAGAAAAUAUCCGUGUGAUCCCAUCCGAAGCGAAGUUCCGAAUGAACUCCUAUAAGCUUGGUCAGAAAAUCCUCGAGGAUAAACAGGAAGGGAAAAUACCGUUCCUCGUGGUUGGAACAUGUGGCACAACGGGGAGUGGCGCCAUCGACCCCUUACAUGAGAUUGGGGAGAUCACUCGCCUACACAACAUCUGGUUUCAUGUUGACGCAGCAUAUGGUGGAUCCGUCGCUUUCUCAUCCACCCAUCGGUCGCUUGUAAGUGGGUUGAGUAACGCAGAUAGUAUAGCCUGGGAUGCGCACAAAUGGCUCUUUCAGACACAUGGAUGUGGCGCUGUGAUCUUUCGCGACGUGACAACCGCACUAACAAGUUUUUCAACACCGACGACACAUUUCCUGGUGGAUAUCGACAAGGCAGAUAGCUCACCGGAGGUGUGGAAUUUUGGAAUCGAGUUGACCCGACCAGCACGACAUAUGAGGUUAUGGUUUUCACUGCAGGUCUUGGGAAUGAAACGCAUUGACCAGAUGAUUUCUCGCGGGUUCCAUCUAUCACAGCUGGUUGAGAGAGAAAUCCGCAAGCUUCAUGGGUGGGAAAUCAUAUCGCCUUCCACCAUGGGUAUUGUCAAUUUCCGAUUCAUGCCGGAAGGCAAACCAGAUACAUACUUGGAUAUUGUCAACAGCCGAAUAUCGAAAGAUCUGACCGAUAAAAAUAUUGCCCUCAUUCUUACCAGUAGGUUAACUGGUGUGAUAUGUUUGCGAAUGUGCACGAUCAACCCGGAAACAACAGAUGAGGAUAUCAAGGAUGUUGUUCAUGCUUUAGAUGAAUCGGCACAGCUUCAUUCCCCAACAAGUGGACAGAUACGGUCCAAGCUAUGA
This is a messenger RNA of Penicillium manginii, 1407 nucleotides long. Its product is annotated as pyridoxal phosphate-dependent decarboxylase family protein. The transcript has a single exon. Bases 1 to 1407 code for a protein of 468 amino acids. Gene Ontology annotation, molecular function: carboxy-lyase activity; pyridoxal phosphate binding. Gene Ontology annotation, biological process: amino acid metabolic process. Lineage: Eukaryota; Fungi; Ascomycota; Eurotiomycetes; Eurotiales; Aspergillaceae. The record is from RefSeq and is a predicted model, not a curated record.